GCGAAGCCAUGAUAUGUCGUGACGUUUUCACGUUCUGUUGCUAUACCAACGAAUCGAAGAGUCUCUGUCAGGUCAGCGGAUACCUUCACAAGGAAACAAAUAUGGCGGGCGACAACAGAGGGAAGACGGUUAUGGAGCUGUCAUCCUUACCUCUUCAAAUAUUUCUCUUUCUGAACAUUUGGUAUGCUAUGGUAUUUUGUGUUGCAGAACUUUUGCUCUAUGUUUAUAAAGGUACGUUUACAGAGGUACUAACUAGAGUAGCAGGACUUCUCUUCUUAACCUUUAGUUUAAGGAUAGAGGUGGUACUGGUCAGUGUUGCCUUGGCAUUUCUUGGUUUUGAGAUGAUUUUCAGUUUUGCUGCCAUUUUCACUUUCAAGAGACACCAAACUAUGCUGAGGUGAUGUUUGCAGUUUUUCCAACAACGAGUUGACAAAGUCAAGAAAACAUGUACGUAGGACUUAGAACUUCAUCAGUGAUCAAGGUGUUUAAUUUUUUGCGUGGCGCCCUCAUUUUACAAAUUACAUUUGACUUAUGAAUUGUAGCCCUUAGCUACUGUGUUGCGUAUCUAUGCGUUUGACCCCAAGAGUGACCAGCAUCUAAUUUCUCCUUACAAUAUCAUCUCUAAAUCGAACAGGAAGGUCAAGAGAAUGGAGGAAAUGAUCACUAACUAAAAUAGGUCUGAUUUCUAAACAAAUUCUCCUCGUCAGCGCCUAAAGAAAUGUGUAGAGAAUAUUAUGGAGAAUAUGCAUGUCUAUUUUAGGGUGUAAAGAGUUAAACUGCGGCUAGCUGCUGCUGUGGUGCAGAAAAAAACAUGAGCAAAGCGGCUUUAGAAAAUUCGCGUUAAUUUAGGACGCGUAAAUUUAUGUUAGCUUUAUUUCCGUGUCAUGAACUGUCUCUACAAUUUUCGAUAACUUUAUUUCCUUUAUUUUCAUUUCACCUCACAUUUACGAUACUUUUUGGUAAGUUUUGAGGACUAAGUUAUUUAUAUCGCGUACCGCACUUUCACUAAGUUACCCUUGAAAAAAGGCUCGAAGUGGCGAGAUUUCUUCAUGUUAAGGGACAUUCCAUGAACUUUAACUGAAUUGCAGAUUUGUUAGUAAAGUGUGUAAAUAAAUUUGUCUCUGUUUUA
This is a messenger RNA of Pocillopora damicornis (cauliflower coral), 1129 nucleotides long. RefSeq names its product transmembrane protein 216-like. The record is from RefSeq and is a predicted model, not a curated record. Gene Ontology annotation, cellular component: ciliary transition zone. Lineage: Eukaryota; Metazoa; Cnidaria; Anthozoa; Scleractinia; Pocilloporidae. Gene Ontology annotation, biological process: non-motile cilium assembly.